Molecule: messenger RNA, 7887 nt
Organism: Besnoitia besnoiti
Lineage: Eukaryota; Apicomplexa; Conoidasida; Eucoccidiorida; Sarcocystidae
Exons: 6
Coding region: 1-7887 (2628 amino acids)
Biological process (GO): nuclear-transcribed mRNA poly(A) tail shortening; mRNA processing
Cellular component (GO): PAN complex; P-body
Molecular function (GO): poly(A) binding
Source: RefSeq, a predicted model, not a curated record
AUGACACCUGCGCUCCAGCGCAGCCGCGCCUCGUCCAGCGUGCCUCUCCCGGAUAUGACCGAGCGCGAGAAGCCGCCAGCCGCUGGGCCGCCGGCGUCUGCGGCGGCCUCCUUCGCCGUGGGAGGCGCGGGGACAAGUGGCUCAACUGCCGCGCCCAUCCCCUUCGAGACAGGGGGGUGCGUGUACUACAUCACCAAUCCGCAGGCGGGUCUGGAGGACUUCCUCUCCUCGGUGCCCUCUUCGGAGAGUCUGCGUGGAGGGCUCGACGGCGCGUCGCUGUGUGGGGGGAUGGCGUCUGCGGAGUCGUUUCCCCCCGCCUCGCCUCCACGCUGGGCAGAUCUGCAGGCGAUAGGCUCGUCUGCCUCUUCGUUCUGCGCGGAUGCGUACGCAUACCCCGGGGACCAGGGAGGGGCGCCGCUGCCCUGUGCGCCGCCGCACGCGGCGCUGCCGUUCUUUGCUCCUGGCGUGCCGUCCGCCGACACUCAAGAAGGGCAUCCGCCGCCCGGCGCCUCGCCCGAGUUUGCUGGCGCGCCUCCGCCGUUCGAUGCUGUGCCAGCGCCCCUCCUGUUCGACCGUGGAGGCGCGAGCAGCCCCUGCACGCCAGACAGUGGGGACGCGCUGGCCGUUCAGCAGCUGGCUUACGCCUCUGCGCCACUUCCACCUGUCUCUUUCUCGCCGCACGCCGGCAACUUCUAUGACGCCCCGGGAGCCCACACGCCGUCUUCGCGCCCCUUCUUCCCGGGCCCCGGGGACAGAGACCCCUGCGGGCCCCAGUCCCCGGGGGUGCGCCACCAGAGCCAGCACCCGCUCUUCAUCCCGCCCACACAGCGCGCAGCUUUCCCCAUCCUCGCCUCGUCGCCAGUCGCUGCGCCCGGAGGCGGGGACGGAGGCGCCGAGGGCAGCCGAGGCGGCGGGUCGAAUGGUGCCUUUGGCGGAUACCGCCGAGGGAGCGCCGCCGACCCAGCUUCGCUGCCCGCGAGCGCCACUGCGGCAUCAGCGCCGGCCGACUUCAGCAAGCCCAGCACGAAGGUGGACGUCUCGGGACGCUAUACUUCUCUGCCGAGGAGUCCCUGCUCAUCCUCUCUGCGAGCCGAGAGCUCCCCCCUCGGCGGCGCCUCGAAUUACGCGGGAGGUCGCCUGUCUCCGUUCUCCCCUCCAUUUGCACCAGCGGGGGGCGGGGGGCUUCUUGAGCUCCCUCUAGGGCCACCGCUGGCGGCGCGGGCCGCCCCAGUGACGCUCAAUGGAGCCCAGUGCGGCGGUGGAGGGGCUUCGUCGCCAGGCGGCGGCCCCGGGGCGGGCAGCCACCGCUGCCAAGGAAGUGAGGCCAGCAGGGCCGAGGGGGGGGGAUCCUUCGGCGGGGGUGGGUUGCCGCUCUCCGCUUCGGCAGCGCCUCCUUUCUAUCCUUCCUCCGCCACGGCUGCGCUGGCAGCUGCGCGGCUAGGCCGCCACGCGGGGGUGUCGCCGCCGCCCCCCUCUGUCCCGCUGAAGAGUGCAGGCUUUGUGAACGUGUCUCUUUCGAAUCCGAGUGAGGAGGGCGCGCGGAAGAAUGGCGGCGGCAGCGGCUCCUCCUACGGCUACCGCUCCAACAGUAGUCCGGCGCCUAGCGCGUUUCCGGGUGCAUCUCCGACGAGCGCAGCGGCGGGUGCCACGCCAAAGACGCGUGGGACCACCAACGGCGUGGGAGCCUCUGCGCUUCCCAACGGCUUGGGCGGCGGCUCUCCUUCACUGUUGUUUUCACCGUCGCCUUCUUCGUUUCCAUCUGCGUCGUCCUCGCCGCCGCUGCUAAUGCACCCGCUGGUGUCGCCAGUGCGCCUCAACCUCGGGGCCGCCUCCGCGGGCUCGCCGCUCGCUCCUGGGGUGAAGAAGCGCCCUCCGUCGUUUCCUGUCUCCUCCUCUUCGCUCGUGUCCUCGCUGUCUCCGGCUGCCUCGCCGUUCGCGCCUGCGGGCGGGCACUCCGCUGUCGCGCCUCUGCCGCGCCCGUUGACGUCUGUGCCUCCGGGCGGGAACGCCGAGCGGGCUGGCGGCGGAGACGUCACUCAGCAGUUCCUCCUGGCGGGACGCGCACAGGAUGCAGAAUCAGGGGGGUCGCGAGACGACCGGCUGAGUGACUCGUUUUCGCCCUCCUCCGUCGCUCAGCUCUUCUUUCCGCCGGCCUCCAACGGCGAGGCCGGAGAAGCUGGCUCCGCUGAGGGAGCGCCGGCAGACGCGGCACCUGAAACUGCGGCAGCGGAGGGCCUGCGACUGCCGGGUUGGGAUGGAGAAGGAACGGGGCGGAGCGGGGACUCUCUCGCCCAGUAUUCGCGGGAGACCUCAGAGCAACUGGCGCCCACGUCUCCUUCUCUCGCCCCAGCCUCGCCUGCAGAUGCGCAAGCGGCUGCAGUCCCAGGAAGUGAGGAAGAGUCGGCAGGGACAGCUCCGGCGGGAGGGAUGCGCGGCGGCGUCAGCGAGCCAGAAAACGAGGGAGCUUCCCAGGAGGGGGCUGCAGGCGCGUCGCAGGAUUUUUCUCCGGGUAUGUCCUGUCCCUCUGUCGCCCCUAUUUUGGACGAGUCGCCCUCUGGGCUCAGCACAGCUGUGCCGCCGCUGUUCCGUGCAUCGUCUUUCUCCCUGCAUCGCCCGUCUUUGCUGGCCUCGCGGGCGUCGAUGCAUGAGCUCUCAUUGUUUCCCUCCUGUCUCCCUCAUCCUGGUCCGCGCGCAACGCCGUUUUCUUUCUUUUUGCCGACCGAUAUUACGGCUGCUGAAGAUCCGUUCUCUUGGCUGUCUCCUCCCUCUGUGCCGGACGCCCUCUCCUCUCCUCCAGGGUGUAGUUUUUAUCCAGCCGGGCGUGCGAGUUGUCCUCCGUCUGUGCCGCCUCUUGCGUCUUUGCCCCCUGCCGGCGGCGGCGACAAAGAUCUCCCUGCCUCCGUCCCAGCCUUCUCGUCGCCGGUGCCGCCGGCAGUCCCUGCCGGCCUUCGGGCCGAAGCCCAACUUCAGCGGCUCUCUCGUCUUCUCUCGGAGAGACACCUCCAGUCGGAUGCGUCGCUGCCUGCGCUCGUGGAUCCCACCGGCUGCUUUUCUUCGUCUUCCUCCUCCUGUAACUCUUCAUCUGCUGAUGCUGCCGCGGCGGUCUCGGCGCCCGAACAGACCGACGUACCGGCCGCACCCCAGCCGGGCGUCGGGGGUUGCGCCCACACCAACAACCUCUCUUGUUUGUCUUCCUCCUCCUUGCCUUGUCUUUUUCUCCCUUCCUCCGCCCCUGGUUCGCUUCCUGCUUCGUUUUCCUUGCCGUCUUCGUUUCCGCCUUUUUCUUGUUCUUUGCAUGCAGUCUCGUCCUCGGCAGCAGACGCCUCAGCCGCUGGCGCAGGGCCAGCCGCGAGUCGCGAGCCGCAGUUCCUUUCUCUUGCUGAAAGCCUUGCGAAGGCGAGUGAGAGCUUCUUCGCCGAGCGCGACGGGGUCGCGGGGAGCCAGGCCGCGCAGGAAGCCGGGAAUGCGUUCGAGCCAAACAAGGAGGAACGCGACGAAGAGCUCGAGAAGGAGCUCUGCGGUCUUCGGUUUCUGUCGGGACCAGGGGACUUCGAGGACGCCUGUGCCUUCGGCCGGCGCCCACCGCUCCCUGCCCAGCUGGGCGCCGCUGCCGGCGACCACGGGCGAGCGCAGACGGCGCUGGAGAACGACGCAGGGCUGUCUCCUCGUCUGCCGGCACCGCCGGAGGUCCCGGACUGCGUCGGAGGGAAGUUCUGCAACCUCCUUCUUCUGGAUGACUGGGCUGAGCAAAUAAGUCGCCUUGAAGACGCCCGCAAAAACCCCAGGGCGACGCAGAAGAAGGCCAAGGGCCCGAGCUUGAAGCGCGCGGGCGGCGCCUACGAUCGCAUCAUUUGGACGUUCAAGGCGCUCUCACUGCAGGACGGUGGCGCCUACGUCCUCGUCCGGGUCGCCAGUCAGAACCUCAAGGCGUUUGACCGCAUGCAGCGCACCGCGAAGAGGUGGAUGUCAGUCACGGCCGCGCACCCCUGCCUAGUUCCUCUCCGGUCCAUCUUCAUCACGCCGGAUUUUCGCAGCCUGGACGUUUCCGUGGCUUCGCCCUCCUGGUCUUCGAUCGCGCCGCCUGAGGCGCUGAAGCCGGGCGUGUCUCCCUCGGAGACGCUGCCGCAGUCGUCUGCACCAGGUCCUUGCCCCGUCCUCCUCGCGCCGGAUCCAGGGACUCCCACGCGGGCAGACUCGGACGAGAAGGUACCCGAGGAGGCGCCGCAAGAAGCCGAGCGGAAGGCGGGUUUGAGCGACGCGGUCCCCGGGCAGCCGCAGAGCCGCGAGGGCCGCGGCGAAGGGGCAAACGAGGGUGCGGAUCCUUCCAGGCCUGCCAUGGGCACGCCGAGCGGGGCGACUCUCAAGCCACACGAGAACGGGCCUGUCCGUGGAGCGGGCGACGCCGCCAAGCUCACUGAGGCCGGGGACGCGAAGCCAGAGCAGGGCGAUCUACACAAGUCGGUCGUCCUCGUGUACGACUUUUUUGCCAAUUGCAGGACGCUAGAGGAGCUACAUCUGGGCUGUCGCAGCCGUUACACGUCCCCUUCUGCAGUGGAGCACGCCUCGCCGAGUUCUGGUUCGCCCUGGGCUCGAUUCGCCUCCGCAUUCCGCGACCCCUGGCUCUGCCGGAUGCAGAGCCAGCGCGCGGACGGGGGACGGGAUCUCGAAUUCACGCAAGAAUCAGGCUGUUCGCGCGCGGGGAGAAGUCCAGAGAACGACGGGGAGGGGAGGGAGGGGGCGGAGCCGAAGAAGUGUGCAGUGAAGGGCGAAGAAACGCAACCGCGGAGCACAGAAGCCGAGGAAGGCCCUCUCACGGCGCGCGUGGACGAAGCGAUUCAAAGCGCAAACAAAGGCGGCGACAACGAAAAACGAACCUGCGAAUGCGCCAGCUUUGUUCACCAAGGGAAACACGCGCAUAUGGAACCGGCCCCAGCAGCGACGCCAGGGCAGCAGCCUGGCGAAGACACCGCGGAGAAAUCCGCUGAGAGCAAUGCAUGCGUCGCGCGAGAGGCGGAGGCAAGGGGAGCGUCUCAUGCGGCCUCCCCUGCGCAGCGUCGGGCUCCGAGAGCGGCGGAGAAAGAAAGAGAAUGCGGUUCGGCAGAGACUGAAGGACGGCGACGGGCAGAAGAAAACGAUCAAGGCGAAGACGAGAGCUGCGCGACGGACGCGCCCUCUCCACGGAUCCCUGAGACCCUCCUUUGGUCGUACCUCAUCCAGCUGCUUCUCGGCAUCGUUCACGUUCACAAAUGCGGCGUGGCGGUCGGUCGCGCCCUCUGUCUGUCAAAGAUCUUAGUGAACUACCGAUAUCGCCUUCGCAUCGCGGCCUGUGGCCUCCGCGAGAUUAUCUGUGACGAAGAAGACGUCGACGAGCCUGGUUUCGAGGGCGAGAGCGCGCACCCGAAAGCCGAAGGGGCGGGGGAACGCCGAAAAGGAAAGCGCGAGAAAAAGGGCGGGGUGCGUGGGCGAUCGACGACUCACAGCGGAGGAAAAGAAACGCCGGGCGCGCGAGGAGGAGAGGAGGAAGGCGACGCAGAUAACGGCGAAGCACCGACUGGAGGCGCCGCGCGAGACAGAGUCGCGCUACUGGAGGAUGCCCAGCGCGGAGAUCUUCGAAUGCUGGGCGAGAUCAUGCUCACGUUGGCGUGUGCCGCGGUCGACUCAUCUUUCGAGGCCCCGCGCUGUCCGUCGAGCGACUUCCUUUCGGCCUGCUUCUCCCACAUCGUGGUGCCUUUCAGCGGCUUCUCUGGCGAGCUCAAGUCGUGUAUCUCUCAGCUUCUGUCGUCUGCCUCGCCUACGUCGCCUCCCUCGUCUGCCUGUCCUUCGGCUGGGCACCUGCUCAGCGCCUACCAGCACCGGGUGUCGUGCGUCAUGACCCAGCAGCUCGAAAGCACCGACACCUUUGAAGCGUUGCUCUUCCAGGAGAUGGAGGCAUCGCGGCUCAUGCUUGUUCUGUUCAAAUUGCAUUUUGUCGCUUUGCGUGCGGCGCCGAGCUCCGCCUUCGCGUCGGACCGGUGCGUGAUGCACCCUGGUGACAGCUUUCUUCUCUCCCAGUUCUUCGAUUUUCUCUUCAAACAGGACAGCGCGCGGGGCGAACCGGCGCUGGAUCUGUGCCGCAUCUACGAGGCGCUCCACAAACUUGACGCCGGCGCAGGAGAGCUUCUGCCUCUCCACUGCGAGGGCUCCACAGCUGCGGCUCGCGUCUCGUACCACGACCUCCGCCGGUGCGUUGAGCGAUCGUUUGCAAUCCUCCUCUCCCAGGGGGGCGGCAGCCUCUGCUACGCGCCUUUUCCUUCAUGUAGUGUUUCCCCAGCUUCCGCUUUCCGCGUCCCGUAUCCUCUCCCGGCUUCAUCGCCAGGUCAGUUUCCCUCUGCCUCCUCUCGGGCGACGCCGCCCCCCUUUUCCGCCCCCCCGUGGUUCCCCGCCUCUGCGUCUUUCUUUUCUGCUGCCGGCGCUCGGUGCCCGUCUUCUUCAUUCGCCUCCAGCGCCGGCUGGCUGCCUUCCGGAGCGCCUCCGCGCCCAGACGAGCGUGAGAAACCCGCAGAGAAGCCCGGCGAGGUCCUCGCUGCCUCUGGCGGGUCAUGGGCUUCCUCGGCCGCGGCGGCGCCCGCCGCGCCGCACCCGGGGUCGGGCGCCCGGGGCCCAGAGCUCGGCGAAGGCCCCUCGGAGGGUGACGGCGUCAAAUGGGGCCGCGCAGGAGACCGGGACGCACUCGUGGAUGCCGCUCUUUCCGUCGCGCCGCCGUUUCCUGUCUCCGUGGCGCCGCCGUUUCCUGGGGCCCUCGUCUCUGAGAAAGCGCCCGUUUUUUCGAGGCCGUCAGGCGUUCUAGCGGAGGGCUCGGAGAAGGCGCGCGGAGAGUCGGAUGACCCGCAGUCCUUCUUCCCGUCGUUCUCGACGGCAGAACCGAAUGCGCCGUCUGAGCGAGGGAGCGCGCCGCAGGUCUCGUCUUCGCUCCUGGUGUCGCCCUUCGGGUCCGCCGCGGUCUCUCGGGCGGGCUUCCUGGGGGAGCCUCCGACAGACGGCGACUUCCCGGAGAGGCUCAAGGGCCUCUCCACCCAGAGCGGUCGGCCUCUCCGCGAGAAGCGCGCGUCGUCUGCGCCGCUUUCGGCGUCUGCGGCUUCGUCCUUCAGCUCCUUGUCUGCCGCGGCCUUCGCGCCCUCCCCCGAUCCGCCCCCCCUGCGGACACCCGCCGGGGGGCAGGGCGGGCAGGCAGGCGCUCCCCCUUUUGCCGCGUCCGGCGCGCUCGGGGCUUUCCAGUUUGGUCCCGAAGCGACGACUGUGUCGCUGCCCGGCGACGCGCAGAACGGCGUCGCCGCUCAAUCGCUCCUGUGUGCCUCUCCGUUCGCUCCCGCGGGCUGCUCAGGCUUUGCACCACCGCCGCCGCUUCUCGGCGCGCGCAGCCAGGAUCUCUCGGCGGCCUUCUUCAGCGCGCCCUCGUCUUUCCCGCCGCCUUCGCAGCCAAGCAUGCUGUGGCGGGUCGAGCGAGGCCGAGCGUGCGAGCCGAAAGAAGGGCGCGGCGGGGCGGCCUCCGAGGGCGGCGACCAGGAUUCGCAGGAGGCCGUUCGCUCGGCGUUCGAGGCGGCGAUUGCGCGGGCCGCGGCUCGGCGGACUCAGUCGACGACUGAGCACGCGGCCGGCUCGUCCUCCGUCUCCUUCGUCUCCUCCACGCCGUCGGGGCGAGACGACGAGGAGGACAAGAAGGAGGAAGAAGGCGAGAGGGGGGCGGGCGAGGCCGCGGACGCGCAAGACGCCGUCCGCACCGCCAUCGCGCUGGCGGUCGCCAGAGCUGCGGCGCGGAGGGAAGCUGCUGAGAGGGAGAAGAAAUGUCUGGUGGCGUCUGAACACGAGAGGGACUCGGACGUCUCGCACGUCCACGCGCGGCAUGAAUAG